AUGGCGGAAAGAAACCCAUUCCGCAUUAUCCAAUGUAAUCCCUUUCUAAGACGGCAGGCGCGUGAAUUGAGGGAUAAUUGGUUGCUGUUUCAAGUAAAUAGAGAUGACGUAAAGUAUGGCACAACAUUGCUCCAGGAGGCAGUUACUCAGGCACAUGUCGAAAUGGCACGUAUUUUGGUCCAGUAUGGUAAAGCAGAUCUCGAUGCACAAAACGAUGAUGGAAAAACUGCCCUUCAUAUAGCUUCGCGGGCUGGUCAAGAAGCCCUUGUGGAUCUUCUUUUAGAAGCAGGAGCUAAAGUUAAUAUACAGUGCCUUGACGAGACAACUUCUCUACAUUUAGCAAUGUGGAAAAGCAAAGCAAAUGUUGUUGAGAAACUGAUUGCUGAUGAAUGGGCACCUUUGCACUGGGGCGUUGAAAAUGGUAAUUUUGAAUUGGUGAGAUUGUUGAUAAAUAAUGGUGCCAAGACCAAUGUAGUUAGUAAGGCCCUGAUGACCCCUUUGACAUUGUCUGUGGUAAAAAGACAUUUGUCAAUCACAAAAUAUCUUCUGAUAAUGGGAGCUGGAUUGGAUAUUAUUGAAAACUCAGAAAAGAAACCUGUCAGUUUUUCAUCGUUGCUGUUGGAACCAAACCUUUUGAAGGAACACAACACUGAAGUCUUACAACUUGUAGACAUAAUGAUGGAAAAUGGUUGCGAUCUCUGGUUGGAAAGGAAAACAUUGCUUUCCAAACAGCCAGCAGCCAGUUCUCUUGCCGAACAGCUCCAUCGUAUUUUAGUGUCUAAACUAUCCACUCCACCAACUCUUCAAGAGAUCUGCCGCUUUUUUUUAAGACAGCAUUUACAUCACCAUUAUCAAAAACCACCGAAGCAUAUUCAAAAGGAACAGCAGCACUGCCACCAUAAACUAUAUAUUGACAAAAUCAUAGCUCUUGAAGUACCUAAACACCUUGAAGACUUCAUACUGACACGAUCAGAGAGGAUACAAAUUGCAUGCAAAGCCAAAAAACCACCUAAAACCCCUCCUCCCAUGCCGCCACCACCAUCAGAUUCAACAAAAAUAAAAACAAAUAAAACAUCAAAACCACAGAAUAAUUCUGUGAAACCUAAAUCAGGUAAUAUUAUUAAUUUAAAGAAAAAUGGUGCCACUUUCUCAUCGGGGAAAGAAAUGGCUAAAUUAGAAGAAACUCAUAAAAGCCAGGGUAAGUCUGCAAAAUGGAAAAAUUCCAAGUGGAAUUCUUACCCCAACCAAAAUGUUGUCCCUCCCCAACCAGUAAGAAACCCCCACUGUAGAACUCCUUUAUUGAAUGAUCCAGUCCCUAGAAACCCUGUUUCUCAACCUUUACUUUCCAAACCUAUGUAUCCUGGGACAAGACAAAAUAAAUUUUCCAACAGGAAUCCAGCCAUGGCGAUGAGAGACAUGCCAAAUCCAGCUUUUGUUCCAGUUCCCCAGCAAAGAGUACGACGACUGAUCAGAUUUUCUGCCGACAGUAUUUUAGAGUGUCACCUACCGGAACCUAACGUGACUCAGAAAAAAAGGUCUUGGCGUUCAAAUAAACAGUUUUAAUUUAUUCAAAUGUGAAAAUGAAAAGAAACACAGUAAAGGAAUAUUGCAA
This is a messenger RNA of Octopus bimaculoides (California two-spot octopus), 1612 nucleotides long. RefSeq lists its product as uncharacterized. The record is from RefSeq and is a predicted model, not a curated record. Gene Ontology annotation, molecular function: protein binding. NCBI's taxonomy places the organism in Eukaryota, Metazoa, Mollusca, Cephalopoda, Octopoda, Octopodidae.